This is a messenger RNA of Branchiostoma belcheri (Belcher's lancelet), 1424 nucleotides long. RefSeq names its product vesicular glutamate transporter 2.2-like. Lineage: Eukaryota; Metazoa; Chordata; Leptocardii; Amphioxiformes; Branchiostomatidae. The record is from RefSeq and is a predicted model, not a curated record. Gene Ontology annotation, cellular component: excitatory synapse; synaptic vesicle membrane. Gene Ontology annotation, biological process: synaptic transmission, glutamatergic; regulation of synapse structure or activity; monoatomic anion transport. The transcript has 7 exons. Bases 18 to 947 code for a protein of 309 amino acids. Gene Ontology annotation, molecular function: L-glutamate transmembrane transporter activity; neurotransmitter transmembrane transporter activity.
UGGGAAAAAUAGGUCAGAUGUGGACAGACUUCUUCAAAACACGUCAUCAGAAGGAAGAGUUCACCAUGGGAGAAGACAAUACGACAGACGCCAUAGCCACGUCCAACAAACUGCUGUGUCUUCUACUCUUUGGGGCGAUUCUAAUUCAGUACGCGGGAAGAAGCAGCGUCGCAGUUGUUCUGGUUGAAUUACAGAUGCCACCAGUUAACGAUACAAACACAAGCGUCUCUCAGCCCCACUCACAGUACAGCCAGUUCCAAGUUAGUGUGAUAAUGAGUAUAUUCUACCUUGGUCAGCUGCCAUCAAGUUUCAUUGGAGGCUAUCUGGCCUAUCGAUAUUCAGCUAUCAGGAUUUUCCUGGCCUCAUUUGGUGCCGGCUCCAUUGUGCAUGUCCUUGGUCCUGUCAUGUUUGGGAACUUUAAGACUGCAGUAACCCAGCGUGUCUUAGCAGGCCUGGUAGAGGGACUAUGCGAACCCGCCGCGUUUGGUGUGCUAAGCCAAAACUUAACACCAAGGCAAAGUGCAAGGGUUUCACCCUACAUCUUUGCAGCAUACUACUUUGGCCAGUCCCUUGGAAAAAUCGCGACGGGCUUUAUGACGCAAAGACUGGGCUGGCAGACAGCAUUUUACAUGUUUGGGGGCCUGGGGAUAACGUGGGCAGCUCUUGCGUUCGGAUUCGCAGUAACAGGCUUGGGAGAGAGGAAAGAUACACUGGAGACACAAAGUCACGACAAAAACGGAAUCAAGACGGUAGGCAAUAAGACGAACUUCAUAAUAAAUUAUACUACAAUGGUAUGCAGAAAAUGCCUUAUUUUUCAGUUACCAGAUAUUUUAUCAGCAUUUUUAUUUAUUCAUAUACCUAGUCUAUGCAUCAAUCAUACUUUAACAAAUCCAAUGUAUAAAGAUAUUGACAUUACAAACUAUACAAAUGCAUUUAAUCCAGCAUGAUUAUAUUAGCCAUGGCAAGAGUAGAGAUUGUUCUUCGUUACUUACUCCAAAGCAAAGUUAAGAUUAAAUUGAAUGUUUUUUAAAGCGUAACCAGUUUUUGCUGGUAGGUUGGGUCCUUGGGCCAUGCGUUGGAUCAUUUGCAUAUGAAUUAGCUAGCUUGAGCUGUACCAUUGGGGAGUAGGGGUGACAGGUUGAUAGGGAUCAUUUGCAUAUGAAUUGGAUAGCUUGAGCUACCAUUGGGGAGUAGGGGUGACAGGUUGAUUGACGGCACUUGUUAAAUACGAUGACUGCAACACUGAUUCACAUUCAUAUUGUCAUAUAUAUAUACAAGUAGCGCAGUGCAUUAAGUCACUGCUAUCACGGGGAAAUUUUGUAUCUGCUCUUAUGCUCAAUGUGCGCCCCGGCCAGCUUUUUUAAAAAGCUUUUCUUGUUAACACUAGAAUUUACUGUAAUGCAGUGCAGUCAUGGGCGUAAAAU